UUCGUGGUCGUUCAUCCCACCUAGGUCUCCGUCCGAGUCUUUCUCCAGUACUUGUGAAUCUUCCAACUGUGAUCGGCUACGAUGGAGGAGUCAAACAUCUGUUGCUCGCCGAUUUCCACGUCUUCCAGCUACUCAAGUAGUACUAGAACACCAUCCAGCUCUCCGUCAGCUGGUACCGAAGGCCACCACGAUAUAUCGGAGCCACGCAUCGGAAUCUCACUAGUUGGCAAAGGAACCCUUACUGAACUCACUAAGACCUCCAACUCACGCGCAUAUAUCCACCCUGGACGCCUGUCUUCUGAUUUUUCAGUUGGUCCACUGUCUCCAGUCACUCCUGGCUAUGAAUACGAAUUGGACGACAUAUCUACAAGCCCACCACCACUUUCUUCCUCUCCAAUUGCCUAUCCAGAACCUUUUCCUUACGAAGACGAAAAUGACGAGACGACCCCUUGUUACUCGUCUGCCAGUGGUUCUUGCAAAUACCUCCCGGGUUCCACUGCUCAUGCUGAAGCUGAGUCUAUGAAUAUUCCGGACGGCAAAAGAAAGAAACGCCGACUUCUCAGUGACGCUCAAGAAAACACCCCGUUUGUCCAAUUCACCUCUCAAAUUCCUUCCACUGGACUCCAGUUGGAGAAGUCCACGGUCGGGUCUUCGGUUCCUGUGUUGACUGGUCUUGCGCACAACGUCAGAGCGUGUACCGAGCAGCGUUCAAGUUCUCAUUAUACCCGGACCCAUCCGUCGAGUCGUUCACGAAUCAACGAGACCUUGAGCACAACAAAGUCGCUAUCAAGACUCCAAUCGACCAUUGGUGACUCGAACGAAGGACUUUUUAACAAAUGCGGAACUCUUCCACUUGAACACCUAGGAGAAUCUGCGGAGCAGGAACAUCCGACAAAAAAAGCCAGGAUCGGUCGUCUAGCCAGCCAUCGUACUGAUCUUCCAAAGAUACGGACUCAAUUUUCGGCAAAGGAACCAGCUAGUAUACGCAGAGCCCAGUCUCUUGUUUCGCAAACUUCCACUGAUAGGGAUGAUGAGGACGUUAUCAAGGUUCGUCGAAACGAUCUCUUGUCGAAAUGCCAUGGAUAUUCCUUCGGUUGGAGGUUGACGACGCGCAAUGAAACAGCUUUUGGACGGGCCGAACUCACCGACUAGAUCGCUUCUUCCAAGCACUGUUCACCGAGCAGCUCAGCCCGAUUCGCCUAUAUGCCCCCCUACUGUGCCGACCACACCUCUUCCUGACACGGUUGGCUAUUUUCGUGCAAAGAGAAACCCUCUAUCACGUACCCCUGCUUUCCGCGCA
Messenger RNA from Suillus clintonianus, 1300 nucleotides. RefSeq lists its product as uncharacterized. The transcript has a single exon. The coding region runs from base 82 to 1152 and encodes 356 amino acids. Lineage: Eukaryota; Fungi; Basidiomycota; Agaricomycetes; Boletales; Suillaceae. The record is from RefSeq and is a predicted model, not a curated record.